AUGAAUGGUAGCGAUCGAGAGUGGAUUCUUACCAAGGGAAAGAAUCAAGGAGAAAUGUUAGAGGGGCCGGUGGACCGUUGCACACAAUCAAGAGCACUUUUCCAAUUCCAAGAUCAUCUUUCCCAACAACUAAUCGGAGUUGGUCCCUCAACUGCACCCCCUUAUUCUUCUUUCCCUUCUCAUCCUCUGGUGCCCGCGUUGUUCGUCAUCGGAGACUCCUCCGUUGAUUGCGGAACCAACAAUUUUCUUGGAACCUUCGCACGCGCCGAUCAUCUUCCUUACGGAAGAGAUUUCGACACCCACCAACCCACCGGAAGAUUCUCCAACGGAAGGAUCCCUGUUGAUUAUCUUGCUCUGCGUCUAGGGCUUCCCUUUGUGCCAAGUUAUCUGGGACAGACAGGGGCUGUGGAUGAUAUGAUUCAUGGCGUAAAUUACGCUUCUGCUGGCGCUGGCAUUAUUCUCUCUAGUGGCUCUGAAUUGGGUCAGCAUAUGUCCCUCACUCAGCAAAUUCAGCAAUUUGCAGACACUCUUCAGCAGUUCAUUUUGAGCAUGGGCGAGGAUGCUGCAACCAAUCUCAUAUCCAAUUCUGUCUUUUAUAUUUCAAUCGGAAUCAACGACUACAUUCAUUACUAUUUGCUGAAUGUAUCCAACGUCGAUAAUCUGUACCUACCUUGGCAUUUCAACCACUUUUUGGCAUCUUCACUCGUGCAAGAGAUAAAGAACUUGUACAAUUUAAAUGUUAGGAAAGUGGUGAUCACGGGACUUGCCCCAAUUGGCUGUGCGCCUCACUACUUGUGGCAGUACGGUAAUGAAAAUGGAGAAUGUGUUGAGCAAAUAAAUGACAUGGCCGUUGAGUUUAACUUCCUCACGAGGUACAUGGUUGAAAAUCUUGCUGCGGAGCUCCCUGAUGCCAAUAUCAUCUUCUGUGACGUGUUUGCAGGUUCCAUGGAUAUUUUAAAGAAUCACGAACGUUAUGGCUUUAACUUCACAACCGAGGCAUGCUGUGGAAUGGGGAAGUACAAGGGCUGGAUCAUGUGCUUAUCAUCGGAAAUGGCGUGCAGUAACUCCUCCAACCAUAUCUGGUGGGAUCAGUUUCAUCCAACUGAUUCAGUGAAUGCCAUUCUGGCAGACAAUAUAUGGAAUGGCCGGCACACAAAAAUGUGCUAUCCUAAGAACUUGGAAGACAUGGUUAUUAAGAUGACAAAAUGA
Sphenostylis stenocarpa is the source of this 1209-nucleotide messenger RNA. Lineage: Eukaryota; Viridiplantae; Streptophyta; Magnoliopsida; Fabales; Fabaceae. The record is from the annotation of a GenBank genome assembly.